This is a messenger RNA of Dermacentor andersoni, 1122 nucleotides long. The record is from RefSeq and is a predicted model, not a curated record. Lineage: Eukaryota; Metazoa; Arthropoda; Arachnida; Ixodida; Ixodidae.
AUGCCGGUGGUGGUUGGGCAAAUAGGGGACCGCCCUUUAUUGGCGCCUAGAGACCGCGGAGCCAACACUGCUUUGGCUAGGAGAAGCCUGGUGAAGGACGAGGAGCUUACAGGGGAAACGUCGACCCUCACUCUCGCAGAUAGCACAGUAGGGUACAUUUCUAAAGCCAGAAUUCUAGGGUCCACGCCAUAUUAUGCUGGACAGGUAGUGGCGAAAGGCGUAGAGCAACCCAUCUACGACCUCAUCUUGGGAAACAUUACGGGUGCAAGAAGUAUUGAGGACCCCGAUCCCGAAUGGAGGAUGCUCGACGUUGAAGAACACCCAAAGGAGGAAAGGCCCACGGCAGCUCAGGCGAGUGAUGGGGAUGGAGCAGUCAGUUUCUCGUCGGCAGUGGAGACAGGAGCUCAAGCGACAGGGAGAGCAACGCAGCGUUUGGGAAAAAAGAAAGAGGGUAAAGAGAAGAAGUGCAAAGAUGAGAAGCGCACGUGCGAAGCCAAGUCCAAAGACAAGGAGCGCAGGAGCAAAAACAAGUCUAAAGACAAGAAGCGAACGAGAAAAGACAAGUCCAAAGAAAAGAAGAGCAAGAGCAAAGAGAAGAAAAGCAAUGGCAAGGAUAGUAAAGAGAAGAAGAAAAAGAAGGGUUUCUGUCCCUGGCUAAGAAGCAAAAGCAGCAAGAGCAGCAAGAGCACCAAAGAGAAAUGGGGACGCAAGCGCAACUCCAAGAAGGUCAAGAAAGGCUCCUCUAAGGAGGGCAGAUCGAGAUCCAGAAGGAAGGAGAAGGCUGGCAAGGCUAAGUCCAACAAGGAGAAGAUGGGCAAAGGAAGCAAGGAGAAGGCGGACAAAGGCAAUAAGAAGUCGAGCAAGGAGCGGGCCUCCAAGAGGCACAGCAAGGAAAAGAGCAGCAAGGAGAAAGACAACAAGGAUGAGCAACGUAAAGAAAGGCAACAAAGCAAGGAGAAACACAGCAAGGAUAAGCGCGGAAGCAAAGAAAAGCAUAGCAAUGACAAGAGGAGUAAGGAGUCCAGUGAGUCCAGUUUUAGCCUCCAAGAAUACUCAUUUCAGGUGGAAUAUAUUAAAGGCAGGGAUAACGUUGGAGCGGACUUCACGAGUAGAGCCAACUGA